This is a messenger RNA of Ectocarpus siliculosus, 936 nucleotides long. The record is from the annotation of a GenBank genome assembly. NCBI's taxonomy places the organism in Eukaryota, Phaeophyceae, Ectocarpales, Ectocarpaceae.
AUGCACGCCAAAGGAGCAACGCUCCGUGCCUUGUGGUUGACCGCCGCCGUCGCCACCGCCAUCAGCGGUCCUCGUUCUUCGGCCAGCGCCAGCACCGGUGCCUCGUCUUCCGCCUUCGUCGGAGCUGCCGCAGCAACCGUGGCGCCACUGGAGCCUUUCCACGUGCGCGCGCCCCACUGGGGCGCGCGGUCCAGCCCCACGCCGAGAAGCAGCCCCUCUUCGUCCUCCUCGUCGUCCUCCUCGUCCAUGUCAAUGGCGUUCGCUUCUGCCGCCCGGGAGACACAGCGGCAACAGAAGAACGACGACCUGCUGCAACGCCCGCACGCGUCGCCUGUGGCCGCGGCGGUGGCUCCCAAGAACACGCUGCCGCUGAUGGGCAAGGCCCUGUUCGUGACGGGGGGAGGGGCGGGGGCGGGGGCGGCCGGGAAAGGGGAGCCGGCGGGCUUCGGCGUGGCGAGCGCCUGGGGGGUGGUGUCGGUGGUUUUCAUCCUCAUGAACGCCGUUAAGCGUCUGGCGCCGAUCGCCAUGCAGCCGUUCUCGAGGGCUUCUCUGGGCUUCCAGAAGAAGUUCUCCCCGCUCGUGGUGAAGCGCGCGCUCACCCUCGACCAAGCAGCGGCGGCGGUCCCGGCGGCGGACGGCGGGCAGAAGCGGCGGCGGCGGGCGGGGCCCCUCCGGCUGCUCCUGGCCGGCCCGUACAGCAUGGGCCUCUUCCACGCCACGAAGAAGAGGAAGACGGUGAGCUGGUCGCUGACGGCGGGCGUGCUGUGCCUGGUGCAGAUGGUAAAGCGCCUCCCGUACCCGUGGAGGUCCAUCGUGGACGCGGGCGUGGUGGUGGGGCUGUCGUAUGGGACCCUCUCGAUCUGCGUGAUCUGGGCGAGGGCGAUCCUGGGCAAGGCGCCUUCGAUCGACCCGGCGCUCCCGGAGGAGAAGAAGUGA